Messenger RNA from Vanessa tameamea, 4729 nucleotides. RefSeq names its product rotatin-like. The transcript has 24 exons. The record is from RefSeq and is a predicted model, not a curated record. Lineage: Eukaryota; Metazoa; Arthropoda; Insecta; Lepidoptera; Nymphalidae. Bases 116 to 4729 code for a protein of 1537 amino acids. Gene Ontology annotation, cellular component: centrosome; ciliary basal body; centriole. Gene Ontology annotation, biological process: ciliary basal body organization; centriole-centriole cohesion; centriole replication.
AUUGAAUUAGAAAUACAAAUAAAAUAAUUGUAAUCGAGACAUAAUAACAUUAUAUAUAAACAGUACCUUUAUAAAACUAAAGUAAUAACAAAUUACAAGCAUUUAUUUAUGUACAAUGUCGUCGGUAGAAUUAUCAUCUACUUAUAUUCGAAAAUUAAAUCAUCCUCUGAAAGAAAUACGUGAAAGAACAUUACAAUUAUUAGUGACGAAGCUUCGACUAGGAUGGGAAUUGGAGGAUGAGUUGGGCGGAACGAGAGAAUUACUUGAAGCCUUGCUGGCUUGGUUCCAUGUCCAAGAACCUUCAUUGCAACGUGAAGCUCUGGAAUUAUUGCUUACUGUUGUUAAAACUAAAGCUGGAUCAUACAUAGCCAAAGAAUUUAGCGUUGAUAAAAUUUUGCUAACUUUAAAUAAAAUUAAACCUAAAUUAGUACCAAAUGCCAUUGAUGUGUUUGAUGAUAUUGUGGAAACUCUUAAUUUUAUGAAUACUGUUGAUUCUCAAGUAAAUGUCAAUAUUCCCUAUCUCAAACUAACACCAGAGACAAGUUCAGCAAGUAAUGGAUCAAGUAGCAGCUAUUAUAAUAUAGGCUUAAAUAAGAUGUCUUCAAAUGGGACUCCAGAUUUAAAUGAAGACAUAGAUACAUAUAAAACAGAAAAAUAUCAUCCUGAUGGUGUCAACAUACUUCUUUUACCUUGGGUGGAUUUGAGCCCGUCUGAUUUUAAAACAAUUGUCCUUAUAGGAGAUUCAUUAAAAGUUUUAAAAUCAACCCGUCGGUGUUGUCGAUUUAUCAGAGAUGUUUUUUUAAGAGAUUUUCCCGUGGAGAUAUUUUUAAAUCGACCUGUUAUAAUUAAGACUUUAUUAGCUAUAUGUGAUGGACAAAGUGGAGGACAUCCAGGAGAAGCCUUACACACACUUUUAUGCAUAACACAAUCAUUACAUACAAGAUUUUCAACUUUAUUCUCUUUGGACUUGGUAUCACAACCAUUUAAGGUUUCAGAUGAUAAAGAGAGUAAUGAUGAUAUAAAUGCAGAGCUGGAACAAUUUGCAGGCAACUUUUCACAACCAGUGGAUGAUGCUUUAAUUACAUUAAGACAGUUGCCAGUUCCAAUAUAUGCAUUGGAUGCUGCACAAACUGUACUGACAAUAAUGACUCGUAGUGUAGUCUUAGUUGACUCUGACAACGACUAUAAUGGUGUCAUUGAUAUGAAUGAUUUUAACACAUGUUUAUGUCUUGUUGAAAGUCUGAUUGAGCUACUGUUAAGAUGUGUCACUGAAACUUUCUGGGUUCAGGACCACUCAUCAAAAAUACACAGAGAUAUUGCUCAUAAAGCAUGUAUGGUUAUGCGGAUGUUGGGCGAAUUAGUGACGAAAUUCAAAGCAUCAUGUAACAGAGAUCCAGAGCGCUCCCAUCACAGAGGGGCGUGGCUGCGUACAGUGUCAUGUGGCGAACGGCUUCUGAAUUGGACUAGAAACUCAGCUUUGGCCCCUACCUCGAUUAUAGUAGCUUUACAAGCGGCUCUUAUUGAUCCAGCUUUAGAACUUCUGUACCCAACGCUUGCUAAAAAAUUGGCCGCCGUUAUAUUUAACUCCAAGUCAUUAGUGGAUCAAGAGUACAAAAGUAAAUAUAGAGAGUUAAAUAAAUUAUUCGUCAGUAUGGACUAUGCCGUUCAGUUCAUGAAGCAAAAAGAAUCUAGCAGAAUAUCUAAGAAUAUCCUUACCUGUAUUAAAAAUUCUAUCCCAAUAUUAUAUUUAAAUGUUGGUGAUAAUUAUUUAAAAGAUAUUGCAGAAAUUUUGUUGAGAAAAUCGAAAGAUCUAGAUCUUUGUGACAGUGAUUGGUCUAUAGCACGAAGCAUUGCCUUAAAUCUGAUGGCACACAGCUUGGAAUGGGUGCAGGUCAGCUUCUACAAAAUGUUAAGCGAAAUGGUGAAAUCGGUUCUGAUGGGAGAAGACGAAUACCAAUCUGAAAAUGAGAAGUGUUUGACUUUAAUAUGCGAUGUCGGAAUUUUGACUGAAAUAUGUUGUCACGGAUUAUCUUCAGAAAAGGUGGGGAGUAGCGCGAGCGACAUCGUGCUGUACGUACUGCGCGGGCGCCUGGUGCUGUCGGCCGGCUGCUGGUGGCGACUGCUGGCCAGCCUGCUGCCGGUGUUGCCGCUGCUGCACGUGUACGCGGCACACGACACACAGUUAGGAAAAGCAAUCUGUAAAUCUUUGGAGCCCGAUAUAGUUGAAUGUAUGGGAAUUUCUAAGGCAGAAAUGAUUGCGGGGCUUAUUAGACUGUUGUUUGUGAACUGCGCUCCUGUACAAUUGGAUGCUGCAUACGCUCUUUGUAGACAAUUAGAUGACGAAAGAUUUUUGCCACCUCGAGAUUCACUGCGUUCCGAUGUCAUACUGAAUGCUCUGAGACGCCUCGAAGUACAAGAUUUCAAUAUCGACCAAUCCAGCUCGCCAUCGAAGAAUCCACAGACGGCUGGUCUACUCCAGAUCAUUGAAGUGUUAAAACAAGACUUAGUUCUGAAUGAAGAAACAUUAGAGUAUACGGCUCAAGGUCACAGUCGGCCGGCCCUCGAGCCGUCUCUACGUCGCAGCACGUUGCAGCAGCUAGCCGUGAUGAUGCGUCAGCAAGAAUUGCACGAAACAUUUCUUCAAAGUGACGGACUCAAUCUCGUUGUUUCUCUACUCAGAUUGUCUCUGAUGGUAGAUGAUUAUCUAGCGUUUCCUGAAUGCGCCAUCAGCUGUGUAUCGAUUCUGAAUAGUAUUUGUUUUGUGAGCCGACAUAAUUUGGUGAAAAUAUCGGAUUUGCCCUUACUAUUGAUUAGAGUGAUUCUGGUAUUUCCCGCAAACGACAGCAGCGUGCUGACGUGCGCGCAGCUGCUGGCGCUGCAGGCGUGGGCGGGGUUCGCGCUCCAAGAGCUGGACGCCUCUCGCCGACGUGUUCCGGCCUUACCCCUGAAUGUCAUUCAGCGGACAUCCCUCCCCUUCACCGCCAAUAGCUACUGGGGUACCAGUCCCAACACUGAACAUUCGUCUGUGGAAUGGUUGCUAACGGAGGACGCGUGGCGGAGCGCGAUCCAGGUUCGCUGGUGGUGGUCGCGCCGCGGUAGCGCUUCGCUCCUCCGCGGUGCUUCGCCCCUGGGACCGGAGGCUCCGCUCCCUCGGGAGGUGCGCUUGCUGCGGUCGGCCAGUGUGAGUCACUCUUGCGCCGGCCUUCUGCUGGCGUUGGAGAAUGCGACGUCGCACGCACAAGUCACCGACGCCUUGAAUAUGAUGCAAAGCUAUACAUACCUAGUCCCAGCGUCUCCAACCUGCGCUACAGAGCUGGAGGAGCUGCCCUGGCAUCACACGCGCAGGUUCUUGAGCGCUCCCCCGGCUUCCUCCCGCGACACUGCGCUGUUGAUUUCGCUGCUGAAAUUUAUUGUUGCUUAUAUGGACAAUAUGCCAAAAGAAGACGUCUCAUUAUCCUGGAUAAAGACUUCGUUCAUCGGCAGCGACGCCGUCAUAAUAUCCCUGCUGAGUCGAGACCGUCUCUAUCCUCACCAAACUUUGCAAGAGGAUAUUGAGUUGAUCCAGUUACGCAUUCACAUCGUCAAAGUGCUGCUGAGAUGUGUCCUACUCGUGGAGCAGCAAGGCGACUUUAGCUGCUGCAGGAUGGAGAGUUUCCUGAAGAUUUUACUCAGUUGCUUGGAGAGGAUCGAUUUGAAAAAUUUUCAUACGCUUGGAUAUCUCAACGAGCUGAUACGCUGCAUAAGAUACGCGACGCAUUCUCGGUACUGCGACUUAUCGGAGGAAACUGUAAUCCAAAGCUUGAAAAUAAUGACGCAUGCUUUGAGCGGAUGCGCGUCCGGCGCCGGACGGAAGGGCCGCGCGAGCCGCCGCGACGCGCUGCUCGCGCUGCUGGCGCUGCUGCGCCGCGCCGCGCGCGCGCGCGUGCCGCCGCAGAGAUGGAGCGAGUCGUGGGAGGGCGCGGCGCUGCGGGCGGCGCUGAGCGCGGCGGGCGCGAGCGGCGCGGGAGGCGCGGGCGGCGCGGGGCUGCGCGGCGCCGCGCUACACGUGCUGGCUGCGCUCGCGCACCACGCGCCGCUGCACACGCAGAUACUUCAGCAUAUUGAAAAAGAAUCGUUGUGCCAGUACGCUAUAGAGAUGUUCUCCAGACCCGGUGAAGCGAACCUCGUGCGAGCGGCUGCGGCUGCCUUGCUCACCACUCUCACCUCGAGGACAUCCUCUCAUACUCAGACUUUAGAACAUGAUAUUUUGCGAUCUAUGGAGGAAGGUUAUUUCUUGGAAGAUUGUAUGAACAUACUAGUGGAAUUUCUCAAUGAUAAAGAUUAUAAAAAUUAUCUAGAACCGAAUGUACCGUUAUCGGUGUUGGAACGUGGAUCAGAAUUGGAGGUACGUGCGCAAAAAAGCAACGAAAUUAACUUGUCACCUUUGCUACCGUUUCAAAAGCCUCCACCCACUGCGGAUUUGGUCGUCACAGUAGCUGACGUCAUUCACAAUAUUACAAUUUACAAAACUGCUCCAGUAAAAGCGUGGAAUGAACAAGGUCUUUAUAGGGUAUUGUUCAGGUACGUUGAAUUAAUGCGGAUUGUUUCACAUUUGUUAUGUGUAUGUAGUAUGUAUGCAGUAUGUGUCGGAUGGAUGAGGAUGGACGAGGAAGGAUUGAAUACGAAAUUAGUGUAUACGACGAAGUUUGAGAGGAGCGCUCGAGAUAGAACAACGGGGCUUGUGCUAUAG